Messenger RNA from Fonsecaea multimorphosa CBS 102226, 2130 nucleotides. RefSeq lists its product as uncharacterized. The record is from RefSeq and is a predicted model, not a curated record. Gene Ontology annotation, cellular component: nuclear pore central transport channel. The transcript has 6 exons. Gene Ontology annotation, biological process: protein import into nucleus. Lineage: Eukaryota; Fungi; Ascomycota; Eurotiomycetes; Chaetothyriales; Herpotrichiellaceae. Bases 1 to 2130 code for a protein of 709 amino acids.
AUGUCAUUGGCACCUUACUGCUAUAGACCACUUACGCCUCCAGAGGCUGCUGGAGCUGCUGGUCAGCACAGCCAUACUCGCAAUGUAUCUCGCUCGUCCUACUUUACAGUCGACAACUCGCCCGAGUCGAUAAUUACUGCUCGUAAUACAACUCCAUGUCGAUCGCCAGUUCUUCGUCAACAUGGCCCGACUUUGCUUCCCAAGAUCAGGACCCAGGACACGUCUCUCGAGCCUCCAUUCGCUCAUCGACCAUCCACCCACCGAAGGAGCUCGUCGACCGUCGCCAAAACCUCCAAGCAUGCUCGACCUACCAUGUACAGGAGUGCAACAGAGCCUGUUGAGUGUACGUCCUUGAUCUCACCAGUCUCGAAUGCGCCUUACUCGCGAUCAAACUCGCUCAACCCCUCUCCCGGGCUGGCCAAAGCACAGCUCAGUGUCCCCAUUAGGACGCAUUCCCGCUCGACUUCUGCAUCGAGCAUCAACAGCGACGUCCUGAAUCGUUUUGGCUAUCCUACCUACCGUCAGAUGCCCGUCUACAUGUCUCAAAAUCAACAAACCCCAUCUCCAGACCUCUUCGCCACCAACUUUAUGCCAUAUACCAAUGCUCCCAUGCCCGAGCCUCCAAUUAUCAAUCUGGAGGGUACGUUUGACAUGCCAAUUGAUCUUGAUACGAUCUCAAGAAACUGCUCGAUGAGUCCUCCUCCCAUGUUGCCGCCCGUCUCAACGAUCAGUAUGCUCAGCUACUUGACCCAACCAACACAGCCAAUCAACCUAGUUCGCCACCUCACCUUCCAAACCGGCCGUGGUCUAACCAACCACUUUUGGUGGGAUAUCCGCAAUAUUCGACCCUGGAAAUCGUUUUCGCUGCAGACUAUGUCUGCAAUUCCUGAUCUCCUGACGCUACUUAACUUCGAACACGAUAAAGCUUGUCUGCCCCUGAUUAGCUUCAACGCGAACACUGUGACACCUGCUUCUGAAGCCGAUCUCGCCAAUCUCAUUUCCAAGAUCUACUUUCCUAAGAUCAACGCUGCUACACGGCUGUCCCUCGGGAACAACUCUGUCGCUCUCUACCCAGCCCCAGCCCCGACUAGCUCUGGGUUGUCCGCCAACUCCGCCAACAUUCCCAACUUCCUUGCCAACUACCCGAGUGACAAUGACCGCACACUAUCGGGACUUCCGCGAGGCCGCGUUGUAGGCUUGGUCCGUUCUUUCGAUCGCUGGAACACAGGCAUGCGUCGUGAAGGCCCUGCCCGCAAGGUCGAGUACCUACGCACCCUGGCGCAUCUGCAGAAAUGCAUGCGAGACCAUAGCUGUCGUUACGGCUUCAUCAUCACAGAGAUCGAACUCGUCUGCGUCCGUGCCGGAUGUGACGAUCGCGGUCAUCCAUACUUCGGCUACCUUGAAGUCGCGGAGGCGGUGGAGACCAAAACUUUUGCUCGCAACGGGAACGAGACAGAUGGAGAAGUGAACAUGACUGUCACCUUGGCUCUGUACUAUCUGCUGAUGCUGGCCAAAGCGACGCCUUUGCCCGGCCAGCCGGCUAGCUUUAUGGACGUAGGUGGUGCUGGAACACUCAGUCGACAAAGAGUCUGGGAUGGUGGGAACGGCGGUAGUGUUAUCACGGUCGAUGAGGAUGGCGAUGUUGAGGAGUUGGGAAAAGACGGCAAGGACAAGUGGAUUCCUGAACCGCAGAUGGGGGAGAAAAGGGAGGCCAGGACGGUCAGAGGAUGGGUGUGGCCUAGCGACCCCUGGCACAAGAGGGAAGGGGAGCGCGAGCAAUUCGUCGAGUUCUACUACAAGACCUUCGACCAGGAUCGCACACAGCUGGCUGCUCUCUACAGAGACAAGUCCAUGCUUACAUUCGAGAAAGACCCGUUCUUGGGGACACAAUCUAUUCUUGAGAAGUUGACGAAUCUACCGUUCCAAAAAGUCCAACACCGAGUCGACACGACGGAUGCGCAACCCUCCAAUGAGCAAGGAGGCAUCUUGGUCAUGGUGACUGGUGCAUUGCUGGUCGAUGAUCAACAACACCCGAUGAGCUACGUCCAGGUAUUCAACCUGCACCCCGAGGGUGGCAGCUACUUCGUGUUCAACGACGUCUUCAGACUGGUGUAUGCUGCAAGCGGAUAG